CGCCGCCCGCCCCUUCCGCCGCCGCGGGGCCCGAGGGGCGGCCCCUGCCCCGCCCGACAUUUUGUGCCGCCCGCCCCCUCCGGCUCGAGCAGGGCAGAGUAGCCAGGGUCAUGGACGUCCCAAGCUCCCGUUCCCGGCCUUAGCAUCCAGCGUAGAGUGGACAGGGGGUUGCGUCAAGCAUGGGAAACUCCAGCUCCACUCCUCUUCACUUCCCUCUUAGCAAAAGAUUUUAUGGCACUUCCCGGUGCGGACGUGCCAGUGCAGCACCCGAUCUCACACCCUGAGAUUUGUUCUGCCGCUCCUGAGUGAUUUAAAUCUACAUCUCUUUAAUAAGAGUCACUCCUCUAAAUAGUUUAAAUUUGCAAUUCUUCAUUUGAACAUGCUUCAAUAAAGCUCUGAGCUACUGUCAUUGCUUGGUGUUAGUGAUGCCUUUGCUGCUCCUCUUAGUCAGGGAAGGCAAUUGCAAGGGACGGCUCUGACACCGAGUAUCCAAGAUGCAGGACCUGGCUGGACUGCUGUGGUUUUUGUAGUGGUGGUGAAAGGUACUGGCACGAAUUCGUGGGGGCAUAAAGACUGCCAUGUUUUUGGCUGAUGGCUAAGAGUGACUUUGGCUGAACUCUUGAACCUUUAUUGCCCCCCUGUUCCUGCCUUAAAAAUGGGUGUAAUGCCUCUGUGUUGGCCAGCUGACUUUGGUAGAAGUUCCUGAAGUGCUGUAGGGGCAGCCAAAGGCAACUCCCACCAGUCCACAGAGUGUGACAAGUCCUGACACAAGUCCUGUCACAGCCUGGCGGCCACUUGUCCAGAGCCAGCUCUCCUUUAUCAGCUCGCUUGCUGCUUGUGCUCUUUUCCUGGCCUGUCCUUUCGCCAGCAGAAAUGCGGAAAAACCAGUUCUGUGGUUAAUUGCUGCACUUCCCUCCACGCCCAUGGGGCAGGUCUCCUCCUCCUCCUCACUCACAGUCUGGGUGCACUUCACCCUCCAGCCUCUUUGCCCCUGCCUGUGCUCAGCCGGCUCAGGUGCACCGGCAGGCCUCCGUACCCUUUCCAUUAACCUUAAGGCUUUUCUUGCCUUCCCCUUUUCCCUCCGUCUGCCAGAGCUUGUCUCUCUGGUGGCUCCUUUUCCCUUGGGCAACCCACUGCGUUGGCCUGCAGGUGCAUAAGGCACAGGCAGCUGCCUUCCUGGCCCUGUCCUGCCCUGCCUGCGGGGAUACCAUUAGGAGAGGAUGGCCGGAGGAAACGAGCGGAGCAUGAGGGCCCUGAAGGAGGUGUGGAAAAGAGCAGAAAACUCUUUGUGCGCAGAUUGCGGGAAGCCAGAUCCUGACUGGGCAUCCUCUACUUUGGGUGUCUUUAUAUGCCUCAGCUGUUCAGGAAUUCAUCGCAACAUCCCUAGCAUCAGCAAAGUCAAAUCCCUGAAGAUGGACCACUGGGAUGAUGCUCAGGUGCAGUUUCUGGCCAAGCAUGGGAAUGCUGUGGCUAAAGCCACAUACGAAGCUCACAUCCCUAUUUACUAUUACCAGCCAACCUACAAUGACUGCCAAGUGCUGAGAGAACAGUGGAUACGGGCCAAAUAUGAACGCAAAGAAUUCACUGAGCUGGGAAAACAGCUGCCAUAUUCUGAUGGGGUGAAGGAAGGCAUCCUCUGGAAGCGAGGUCGAGACAAUGGGCAGUUCCUACCCCGCAAGUUCCUCUUGUCUGAGAGAGAGGGAUGUCUGAAGUAUUUCACCAAGCAGGAUGCCAAAGAACCCAAACUUAGUGUUAAAAUAGAUGUCAUCAAUGCUACGUUCCAGCCAGAGAAGAUUGGGAACCCCAAUGGCCUGCAGAUCACCUAUCUCAAAGACAACAAGACCCGUAAUAUAUUUGUCUACCAUGAAAGUGGAAAGGAGGUAGUAGACUGGUUCAAUGCCAUUCGCUCUGUACAGUUCCAUUAUCUGAAGGUAGCAUUUCCCAUUGCCAGCGAUAAUGAGAUUAAAAAUCGUCUGACGAGAAAUUUCUUGAAGGAGGGAUACAUGGAGAAGACUGGUCCCAAGCAGAGAGAGGCCUUUAAGAAGCGCUGGUUCACACUGGAUCACCGCAGACUCAUGUACUUCAAGGAUCCUUUGGAUGCAUUUGCUAAGGGUGAGGUAUUUGUGGGCAGCAAAGAGAAUGGAUAUAGUGUCCAGAAGGGAUUGCCUUCAGGGACACAGGGCAACUUCUCUUGGCACUAUGGCAUCACCAUUGUCACCCCUGACCGGGAAUACCUCUUCACCUGCGAGACAGAGACUGACCAGCUGGAGUGGAUCAAAGCCUUCACUAGCGUCAUCAACCAGGCCAUGACACCACAGGAAUAUGCAAUUGAAGCCUACUUCAAGUUUAAAUCCUAGGAAACCAUUCAGGAACUAUGACUCCACUCUACCCGGUCCUGUGGCUGUCAAGAGAGGAGAGCAGAUUGACAUCAGAGAAACACUGUGCUCUGAAGCACCCUUGAAGCACUUUUGCCCCCACAGAAUGUCCACUUGUUUGGAGGGCCCAAUUAAGCUGCUUCCUUUCAAGUGCAAGACUUUGAGUCUGAAUCUUCAGUACAACCUGUCCCUGUUAAAUUGCUGUGAUCUGACUGGAUGCUGGCAGGUCUUGCCUAUCAAUCAGACCUUGAAAACUUUGGCACUUACUGUGUUGGACAUGGGACCUAUCAUCACUCCUGCAUGAAACUGCAGACAGCCACCUACCUUACUCAAGAAAACAGCUGCCUGGCUGGAGCCAGGCACCCCAGCAGGUUGCAGGGGCUGCUGGACUAAGAGAACCUGUUCCUUUAAAAGAAAUGUAAUCUCUGCUGGUGACAGAGAUGUGAAACAUCUGGAUAUUUGAUCAGUUAGAGCUGUAGUUGAGAAAGGUCACUUAAAAAAUGUAACCUACCAGCCAAA
Molecule: messenger RNA, 2894 nt
Organism: Pseudopipra pipra
Lineage: Eukaryota; Metazoa; Chordata; Aves; Passeriformes; Pipridae
Product: arf-GAP with dual PH domain-containing protein 1-like
Exons: 11
Coding region: 1221-2357 (378 amino acids)
Biological process (GO): positive regulation of GTPase activity
Cellular component (GO): intracellular membrane-bounded organelle; cytoplasm; plasma membrane
Molecular function (GO): phosphatidylinositol-3,4,5-trisphosphate binding; GTPase activator activity; phosphatidylinositol bisphosphate binding
Source: RefSeq, a predicted model, not a curated record